AUGGACAUAAUCCACAAGGAACAGAAAAACAUCCAGAAUUUCUCCACCCGGGUCCUGCUGACCAACAGCGGUCCUGAGCCUUCCUCUGGGACCCCUCUGGAUUCCCCCUUUGGCUACAAUCUCAGAGGUGGUAGUUGUAAGACUCCCCACCUCCCCUUUGCAACCCCACUCCGGCAGGUAUCUAUAGAUUCAGUGCAUUCCCAAUCAAAAGGAGAAAUGAUGGAUCUGCAACAUGGGAGCUUAUGUUUUCAGACACCUCAAAUUAUGGCAGAUAGAGAUUACCCUGUGAUUGCCAAUUCUAAAACUGUGGUGGUAAUUUCAGGAAUCUUCCGGUGGGAGGGAGAGAGCUAUCCAAAUCUGGUGCAGAGGAAUAUUAAUGUCUUCAAAUGUAUUAUUUCUCUCAAGCACAGUCCUAAUUGUAUCAUAAUUGUGGUUUCCAACCUAGUGGAUACUCUCAUAUAUGUUACCUGGAAACUAAAUGGACUAUCCAAGCACCAUGUGAUUGGAAGUGGGUGUAAUCUGGAUUCUGCUAGAUUUUGUUAUUACAUAGCUGAAAAACUUGGCAUCCAUCCCAGCAGGUGCCAUGGAUGGAUUUGGGGAGAACAUGGACAUUCAAGUGUAGCCGUGUGGAAUAAAAUGCAUAUGGCAGGGGUUUCUCUCCAGGAACUGACUCCAGACUUGGGAGCAGACAGUAACAGUGACACUUGGAAGAAAGUGUAUAAGACAGUGGUUGAAAGAACCUAUGAUGUCAUCAAGCUAAAAGGAUAUACCACCUGGGCUACUGGAUUAAGUGUGGCUGAUCUCACGGAAUCCAUGUUGAAAAAUCUAUCCAGAAUUCAUACAAUGUCAACGAUGGUGAAGAGAAUGUAUGGCAUUGAGAACAAAGUCUUCCUUAGCCUCCUAAAUGUUCAGGGAUUAACCAGUGUUAUCAACCAGAAGCUGAAGGACGAUGAGGUUGCUCAGCUCAAGAAAAAUGCAGAUACUUUAUGGGACAUCCAGAAAGACCUAAAAGACCUGUGA
Molecule: messenger RNA, 1020 nt
Organism: Hyaena hyaena (striped hyena)
Lineage: Eukaryota; Metazoa; Chordata; Mammalia; Carnivora; Hyaenidae
Product: L-lactate dehydrogenase B chain-like
Biological process (GO): carboxylic acid metabolic process
Molecular function (GO): oxidoreductase activity, acting on the CH-OH group of donors, NAD or NADP as acceptor
Source: RefSeq, a predicted model, not a curated record